AUGGCUUUUGGAAAAAGGGAGGAUAAUUUCAGGCCCAGUUCCAGGACCAGAAAUAACUCCUCAAACCCAAACAAAUCUAACCCCGAACCUCUCAGUUCCAGUUCCAAUAAUAAUAAUUUGAGUAAUAAUUCGAAUAAUAAUUUGGGUAAUGUAAAUCCUGAUGAAGAUUUAAGGAGAAGUAAACAUCGCAAUUUUUACUCUCCAUACCUCAAUUCUCCUAAUUCUCCUACUAUUCAUUCCAGUAGUAAUACCUCUAAUACUACUCAUACCACUACUAAUCCCUGUAAUAUUGUUCAGGACACAAAUCACCCUGUGGACCCCGUUAACACACUGGAAAAUCUGGAUAAAGGGGAAAAACAGGAUGACAAAACGUUGGAAAGGAAUGUGGGUGAGAGGGUGUGGCGUUACAGGGGCAGGGAACUGUCUGACGAGCGUAGGUUAGUGAUUUUAGUGCGUUGUUUAGACUCUGAUGUGACUGAGGAGCAUAUCGAGUCUGUGGUAUCAGAAAUCGCCAUUAAAAACGGCUUCUCCACACCAAACUCAGUCACAGUCGCCUCAUUCCACACCAAUAACAUCUCUGGAGAACUAAGGAAAGUUACUCAGAAUAUCACACACUCUGUUCCCACUUUGCACACUGUUCCAACUGUACACUCUGUACACAAUGUUAACACUGUCCCCUCUGUGAUUGAGCGUGUCGGAGUCGUAAAAUUCCCGUCCUCCAGUGCCGCUGACAGGUUCAUGUCAGCCACACGCAAACACAUCAAAAUCAACUCCAGGGACUACCACAUCCAGUAUGACAAUUCUAACUCUAACUCUGUGGACACUGUGGACACAGUGGAAAACACAGUAGGUGAGAGAAUAGAGUUACUAGAGGCCAUGUCGGAUGUGACGAGUUUGUUGGAGAGGCGGAGGUUGAAUUCAGACUGGACGUGUCCGUCGUGUAGGUUCCUGAACUUUGCGCGUAGGCUCGUGUGUCUGACGUGUGGGUUACCGAAACCCACCGACGAGGAGGUUGAGAUACAAAAUAAAGCCAUAGAAAUUGAAGCCAUUAACCAGGCCAAGAUCCUACAAUCGAGCAUGUCAGACUUUUCCCCAUGGCUUAUCGUGAAGAACUUGACACACUCCAGUGAUAUCCACAAGAUUGUCAACACUCUCAACACAAUCACAAACUCUCCAAUCCUACGCGUCAUACACAUCAAGGAUUCGGACGUCCCCAGUAACUCAGGUAACACUAGUGAUAGUGUUAACAGUAGUAAUACUAGUGAUAGUGUUAACAGUAGUAACAGUGUAAACAGUAGUAAUGUGGUAAACACUGUAAAGAGUGGAAGAGGAUUUAUGUUUGUGGUGUAUGGAGGAAAUGAGGUGGUGGAGGAGUUUGUGCGGUUGAGGGGUGUGAGGACGUUUCUGCUCCGGUGUGACGGCGUGUAUCACAGAGUCGACACCGUCAACUCCAGAGAGAAACACGCCGCCGAAGAACUCUUCAAACGCAUCAAAUUUAUCUCCUCCAAACUCACCAUCUCUUCACAUAGUUUACACAACUUACACACUACAGAGAGUAUAGAAAGUGGUAAGAGUGUGGAGAGUGUGGAUAGUACGAUGAUAAGAAUGAGAAGUACGACGUUGGGUAUGGUGUGGUGUCAGUUGUGUGUGAGUGAUCCGCAUGGAAUAGUGGAGAGGUACAUAAGGAGUUGGAUGUCAGAGUGGAUACUGGUGAGUUCUAAGCCUGACAUUGGUACAUUUCAGUAUGAUCCGAGCUCUGACUACUUGUUUGAUCAUAGUCUCUCACUCUUUUACGACGCCGCCAGCGGGUACUUCCUCUCACCCACUGGCAACUUUUUCAUUUACAAUCCACAACUCAACGCUCUCACCAGAGUUACCAACGCAGUUAACGCAGUUAACGCAGUUAACGGAGUUGAUUGUGGUGAUACAGGUGACACAGUAGGAGUCACAGGAGUUAACAGAGGAGUUACAGGAGUAGACACAGGAGAUAACAGAGGAGGAGGAGGAGGAAAUACGGUGGGAGUAGGGGGAAAUACAGUAGGAGUAGGAGUGGUGGAUACGGGAGUGAGAAAGAUAUUGCGAUCUGCGAUGAGAAUAGCAAAGGAGUCUCAGAAUAACAUUAAGCAACUUAGUAACAUACAGUCACACAGCGCCACAGAGGGUAUGAAGAGUGUAAUAUCUAGUGACAAGGGGAAUGAGCUAAAGAGUAAAAACGUCAGGGAGAGAUUCGAGUUCAAAAACGAAUCCGACGACGAAUGCGACAUGGACCUCGAUAACUCUAACACAACCACAACCAACUCAACAAAUAACAAUAAGAAUGAUAAAAAUGUGAGGGGUGUGAGUUAUGAGAGGGGAUUGGGUGUGGGAAGUAUUUGUUUUGUUUGUCUGCGGAUGUUUGACAGUGUCGAGAAUCUCCACUCACACCAGCAACUCUCCAAACUACACCAAACACUCACUCCACACAAUUAA
This is a messenger RNA of Theileria parva strain Muguga, 2469 nucleotides long. RefSeq names its product Zn-finger in Ran binding protein and others family protein. Gene Ontology annotation, molecular function: RNA binding. The transcript is spliced from 2 exons. NCBI's taxonomy places the organism in Eukaryota, Apicomplexa, Aconoidasida, Piroplasmida, Theileriidae. The record is from RefSeq and is a predicted model, not a curated record. Gene Ontology annotation, cellular component: nucleus. The coding region runs from base 1 to 2469 and encodes 822 amino acids. Gene Ontology annotation, biological process: mRNA splicing, via spliceosome.